Molecule: messenger RNA, 746 nt
Organism: Tribolium madens (black flour beetle)
Lineage: Eukaryota; Metazoa; Arthropoda; Insecta; Coleoptera; Tenebrionidae
Product: muscle-specific protein 20-like
Exons: 3
Coding region: 127-678 (183 amino acids)
Biological process (GO): actomyosin structure organization
Molecular function (GO): actin binding
Source: RefSeq, a predicted model, not a curated record
UUCCGCGACGCCACUGUAAAUGGAACACUAUAAGAACGGGUCGGUCCAAAAUAUACGUAGUUAACCUGCAAACCUCUGAUCUUCACAGUGUUAAGGUGAUAAUAGCAGUGAUCAGUUUCCACAAAAAUGCCUGGACCGUCUAGACCUCUCUGGCAGGUUGCCGGUAAAAGAGACCCUGAGCAAGAAAAAGAAGCCCAGGCUUGGAUCGAAGCUGUUAUUGGGGAAAGAUUUCCACCUGUUCCAUACGAAAUAGCUCUUCGUGAUGGAAUAAUCCUUUGCAAGUUAAUGAACCGUCUUUCGCCCGGAAUCAUCACCAAAAUCAACACUUCUGGUGGUGACUACAAAAUGAUGGACAACCUUAGCCAGUUCCAGAAAGCGUGCGUGAAAUACGGCGUUCCUGAUGUCGAUUUGUUCCAAAGUACGGAUUUGUGGGAUCAAAAGAACAUUGCUGCUGUCACAAUCACGAUUUUUGCUAUUGGUCGCACCGCUUACAAACACCCCGAAUGGAAGGGGCCAUGGUUGGGCCCCCGUCCAUCCGAAGAGAACAAACGCGAAUUCACAGAGCAACAACUAAGAGCUGGAGAAGCCAUCAUAGGUCUCCAAGCCGGCACCAACAAGGGGGCCACACAAGCUGGUCAAAACUUUGGCGCCUCCAGAAAAAUUAUCCUAGGGAAAUAAGUUUUAUAUUUGUAACCUGAUUGAAUGUUUGUAACGCACAUAAAUUGAAAUAAAAGUAUUUAUUUUUA